Molecule: messenger RNA, 1550 nt
Organism: Aspergillus steynii IBT 23096
Lineage: Eukaryota; Fungi; Ascomycota; Eurotiomycetes; Eurotiales; Aspergillaceae
Product: TBC domain-containing protein
Exons: 3
Coding region: 167-1435 (422 amino acids)
Biological process (GO): positive regulation of GTPase activity; endoplasmic reticulum to Golgi vesicle-mediated transport
Cellular component (GO): endoplasmic reticulum membrane
Molecular function (GO): GTPase activator activity
Source: RefSeq, a predicted model, not a curated record
CUCACUUACAUGCCUUCGGACUUGGUACAUCAUUGAGGGGAGAUUGGUCGGAUAAUGAUACAUUCCGAAGAGCUUGGUCACUUUUGUUUCCAAUGAGAUCUUAAAUAAGAAAGCUUCAUCUACCCCUAGGCUUCCCGUCAACUGCAGAUGAAGAUUGGAUACUACAAUGGAAGCUCAACCAGAUCCCAACAGUCAACUUGAUGCCCCUGUACCUGAAAUUAAGGACGAUGGACAGGAACAAGAGAAUACAACUAGCGAUGCCGGCCAAUCACUCACAACUAUUCAGAACAAAGAGACGGAUGCUCGGGUAGCCGAGAAAGAAGCAUCGAUUCGCCAAGCCUGUGACUUGCGCGAUUUCGAUGCACUGGUCGCGCAUGCCACUUCGGAGGGGGGUUUUCUUCGCGAUGAUAUCCGAAGAAUAGCCUGGCCGAUGCUUCUUCAGAGUGACCGGGACCCGGAUUUUGCCGCAUGGGACGACUUACCACCACAUGCCGACGAGGACCAAAUUCAGCUUGAUGUCAAUCGUUCUUUCGUCUACUAUCCCGACUGCUCCGAUACUGAGCUUUCGUUGAAGAAGAAUGAGCUUUCAGAUCUCAUCAAUCAAGUACUACGAAACUACCCGAUGCUUUGCUAUUUUCAAGGGUACCAUGAUAUUGUUCAAGUUCUCCUCUUGGUUUUAGGGGGUCAAAGGGCUGCACCGGCGGUCACCCGGCUAUCUCUCCUUCGUAUCCGGGAUUACAUGCUACCAUCCCUGUCCCCGACGCUAAAGCAUCUGCAGCUUAUUCCCGAUAUUAUUGAGAAGGCCGAUCCGGAUCUUCGGUUGCAUCUUGCAGGCAUCAAGCCUUUUUUUGCACUUGCGGCUACCCUCACCUUGUAUGCUCACGACAUCCAAGAAUAUAGCGAUAUCGCUCGCCUCUUCGACUUCUUGCUGGCCAAGGAGCCCAUUGUGUCUAUCUACUUGUUCGCCGCGAUUAUCCUUUCUCGGAAGAAAGAACUGCUAGAGAUUCCCGAAGACGAGCCGGAGAUGCUCCAUUUCACUCUCUCAAAGCUUCCAUGUCCCCUUGAUCUCGAAGGCUUGAUAUCUCGCGCCGUACAGCUUUUUGAUGACUAUCCGCCGGAGUGUCUGUCAUCUAGUGCAUGGAGAAAACUAUCCAAGUCCAGUGUCCUAAAAACCUCAAGAGACCUCAUCACAAAUCAAACGACGGACGAAGCGGUAAGUUUGUUCCAGCAACAAGUGCGAGAUCUACGCAACGAGGAGCGACGCGAGAAAGUCAUUGGCUUUGUAUGGUAUCACCGAAGAACAAUCGGCUCUGUGGCUGUCGCUAUCUUCAUUGGUGCCAUGUCUAUUUGGAUCAGAAAGAAGGGGCUGGACACUCCGAUUUGGUCAUAUCUCGCUCGUUUUAAGGCCGCAUUUCAGGCACGAGGCUAUCUUUGAAUUUACCUUGUUCAUCAUAGUGUAUUCACAAAAAUUUUGGCGUUUGGUUCACUUUCAUGUAUUUAUAAGCAAAGGAAAAGGGCACCGCGUGCUAAUGGAUGGGGGUAGAUGAUGG